AUGCAUAGAAAUCUUUUAUUCUGCUCUAGUUGUCGCGCUGGUUGUUGUGGUUGCGGCUAUGGCUGUGAUUGUUGUAGUCGAGGUUAUGGCCGCGGUGGUUGUGGUCGAGGUUAUGGCUGUGAUUGUAGUUGUUGUGGUCGCGGCUAUGGCUGUGGUUGUUGUAGUCGAGGUUAUGGCUGUGGUUGUUGCAGUCGAAGUUAUGGCUGCGGUUGUUGUGACUGUUGUCGUGGUUGUCGCGCGGGUUGUUGUGGUCGAGAUUAUGGCUGCGGUUGUUGUAGUGGAGGUUAUGGCUGUGGUUGUUGUGGUCGAGGUUAUGGCUGUGGUUGUUGUGACUGUUGUCGUGGUUGUCGCGCGGGUUGUUGUGGUCGAGAUUAUGGCUGCGGUUGUUGUGAUUGA
Messenger RNA from Rotaria sp. Silwood2, 396 nucleotides. The record is from the annotation of a GenBank genome assembly. NCBI's taxonomy places the organism in Eukaryota, Metazoa, Rotifera, Eurotatoria, Philodinida, Philodinidae.